Molecule: messenger RNA, 2052 nt
Organism: Poecile atricapillus (Black-capped chickadee)
Lineage: Eukaryota; Metazoa; Chordata; Aves; Passeriformes; Paridae
Gene: UNG
Product: uracil DNA glycosylase
Exons: 6
Coding region: 9-926 (305 amino acids)
Biological process (GO): base-excision repair; base-excision repair, AP site formation via deaminated base removal
Cellular component (GO): nucleus; mitochondrion
Molecular function (GO): uracil DNA N-glycosylase activity
Source: RefSeq, a predicted model, not a curated record
GUCCCGCCAUGGCCCGGCCCUGUCCCGCCAUGGUCCGUUCCGCCAUGGCCGCGCUGCUCCCGGGCCUUGUGCUCCGCCCGCUGCGCUCCCGCAUCCUCCGCAGCCACCCCUUCGCCCGCUCCUUCCAGGUGAGCGCCGCCAAGAAGGCGAAGGAAGCCGGCGAUGAGGCGAGCCAGGCGCUGAGCGCGGAGCAGCAGGAGCGCAUCCGCAAGAACAAGGAGGCGGCGCGGCAGCUGCUGGCGCAGCGGAACGUACCCCCGGGCUUCGGCGAGAGCUGGCGGCGGCAGCUGGCCGGGGAGUUCUCCAAGCCCUACUUCGUGGAGCUGAUGGCGUUCGUGGCCGAGGAGAGGAAGCGCUACACGGUGUAUCCGCCUCCCGAGCAGGUCUUCACCUGGACGCAGAUGUGCGACAUCUGGGAUGUAAAGGCUGUCAUUUUGGGACAAGACCCAUACCAUGGACCUAAGCAAGCUCACGGGCUCUGUUUCAGUGUCCAGAAGCCUGUUCCACCUCCCCCCAGCUUGGAAAAUAUUUACAAGGAGCUCUCCGAGGACAUUGAGGGCUUCACCCACCCCGGCCAUGGGGACCUGACGGGCUGGGCCAAGCAAGGAGUGCUCCUGCUCAACGCGGUGCUCACGGUUCGGGCUCACCAGGCCACGUCCCACAGGGAGAGGGGCUGGGAGAAGUUCACGGAUGUCGUGGUGUCCUGGCUCAACAAGAACCUGCACGGGGUUGUUUUCAUGCUCUGGGGAGCCUAUGCCCAGAGGAAAGGCAGCUCCAUCGACAGGAAGCGUCACCACGUCCUGCAGACGGUUCAUCCCUCACCCCUCUCUGUCAACAGAGGGUUUUUCGGCUGCCGGCACUUCUCCAAGACUAAUGAAUUCCUCAAGAAAUCUGGGAAGAAGCCCAUCGACUGGAAAGCACUCUGAGCUGGGGCUGAGGCUUGGGAGCAGCCCCUGGCUCAGGGGUUGGGGCAUUUCUGAGAAACUCCUGCUGACCUGAGAAUUGUUCUUUGGAUGUUUGAUCAGCGAACAAGUGACCAAACUUUCAGAGAUGGUUAUAUUUUUGUUUUAAAUGCUUAUUUUUCAAGAGCAUGUUGGAGUGUUUGAUUGACAGCUCUGCUUUUUGCCUGGUUUAAGCAAAAAGAAAGAGCCCAAACACCAGAGUUCUGUAUUAAUUUGUGGUCAUUGUGGCAAUGGGAGUUCUAUUUUCAGACUCUGGUGAAGGGGUGGCAGUUCUUACUGCCAAAAGCUGCCCAGCUUUUGUACAUGCCCUGCUGCCUCCUUUCCACACAAAUCCAGUUUUCCUAUUUAAAUGGAGCUGACUCCAUGGGAGGAAAAGGCUUUUGGUUUUAGCUCUUUGCUACAGAUUUAUUACAAAAAUGGCUUCUUCAGGCUGUAAAGAAAAUACAUGGCCAAGAGUGUUGAUUGGUAUAUUCAUGAUCUCAAGAUUUUGGGAUAAAUCCUCCCAACAGCCACAGGGAGGCUGUGACCAAGACCCAUGGUAAUACUUUUGAAAUUUUCACUGGCCUUUAGACAGGAAAAUCAAAAGGUUUUUUUAGGUUCUUCCUGGAUGUGUAAUCACCUGGAUGACGGGUGAGCUGUCAUCAUACAUGGGGGAUACAUGCUGAUGGCAGCAGUGAACUUUUGUUCAUUGACAUUUCCCAGUUAAUGGACUGAUAGUUGCAAAUUUCUUAAGAUCCUAAAAGAGGGAACUUUGUGCUUUGCCACCUUGGGAGCAAAUUAAAGUUUCCACCUGCUGUUGGCAAAAACUGUCAGGACUUCCAGGAGGAAGAGGUGUUGGCUUCAUACUCCUGGGUUUCCAGCCUAUCUUUGAUUUUGUAAUUCCUUUAAAGGAAGUGAAGAACCCUUUUUUUUUUUUUUUAAUAAGCCAGUUUUUAUAGAAUAUCUUUGUAACCCUCUCUGAGGUAACACUAUCACCAGUGACGUUUAUACUGUCUGUGGCCUUGCUGUAUAUACUGUUUGCUUGUUUCUUUUUUUAUUUUCCCAGUGUCUGUGUUUUUGUUUUUUUAAAAUAAAAAUUAUUUUGCUUACA